Molecule: messenger RNA, 1003 nt
Organism: Raphanus sativus (radish)
Lineage: Eukaryota; Viridiplantae; Streptophyta; Magnoliopsida; Brassicales; Brassicaceae
Product: zinc finger protein WIP5-like
Exons: 2
Coding region: 1-981 (326 amino acids)
Biological process (GO): regulation of gene expression; anatomical structure development
Cellular component (GO): nucleus
Molecular function (GO): DNA-binding transcription factor activity
Source: RefSeq, a predicted model, not a curated record
AUGUCUAAUCCAGCUUAUUCCAAUCUUCUCAACAAUGGAUUUGACAAUACAAACUUCAACAGUUCCACUUCUCGUUCUUACAUUUACAACUCUCACAACUGCUUUUAUUACCCUAAUACCACAAACCCUAAUUACAUGGCUCCUACUACUUCCACUUUCCCUAACUCACCUCCGCUUAGAGAAGCUCUUCCUCUCCUUAGCUUAAGUCCCAUAAGGCACCAAGAACAACAAGAUCAACACUAUUUCAUGGACACAGAUCAGAUCAGCUCUUCAAAGUUUCUUAGUUAUCCUCAUGAUGUAACCGUGGAUCUUCAUCUAGGGUUACCAAACUGUGGUGUUGGUGGGAGCUAUAUUGCUCCUGAUGCAACAACCGAUGAGCAAGAUGAUGACCAAGGAGUAGAGGUCACAGUUGACUUCCACCUUCAUGAUGAUGAUGAUGGAUAUCUACACAGAGGUCAUCACUACUGGAUCCCUACACCUGAUCAGAUUUUGAUGGGACCUACACAGUUCUCUUGUCCUAUCUGCUUCAAGACAUUCAACAGAUACAACAACAUGCAGAUGCACAUGUGGGGACACGGCUCACAGUACAGAAAGGGACCAGAGUCCUUAAAAGGAACACAACCAACAGGAAUGCUAAGACUACCAUGUUACUGCUGUGCACCAGGCUGCAGGAACAAUAUUGACCACCCACGAGCCAAGCCUCUCAAGGACUUUCGAACCCUCCAAACACAUUACAAACGAAAACACGGGUCUAGACCUUUUGCUUGUCGCAGGUGUGGCAAAGCCAUUGCAGUGAAAGGAGAUUGGAGAACGCAUGAGAAGAAUUGUGGUAAGCUUUGGUAUUGCUCUUGUGGCUCCGAUUUUAAGCACAAGAGAUCUCUUAAGGACCACGUCAAGGCUUUUGGAAAUGGUCAUGUUCCUUGUGGGAUUGAUAGUUUUGGGGGAGAUCAUGAGGACAACUAUGACGCUAGCUGCUACUGAUAUCGAGUAACAUGACGAUGAU